AUGGACCCUGCAGCAUCUCUGGGUGUCUUCCUCUUCUUAUUUUCGUUUGUUGGAGGCCAGUAUGACACUCUUGAGCGUAGAGCGGACAAGAUUGUUCCUCUGAGACUUCAGCAGCUACGAGACCACUUGGUGGACCGAGGAAUGUACCAAGAGGGAAUGUUCCAUCUGCUGUCUUACGUAGUACCAACCGACUCAGACAACCCUAGGUGUAGCAACCACAGCGCGCUCUACCAGGUGGCAGUACUGAGUGAUCAGCCGUGGGCACAGCGGAUGGUUGAUGCAUCCAGCAAAAUCGGUGACGGAUUCCUCCAAGGCAACAUCCAAGGGCUGGGUAGUUACGAUGAGUGUCUGGGUGUCAGCGAACCCAACCAGCUGUUUACUGGUCAGCUGUGCAUUGUGCAGACUAAGGGGAUGCUGCCCUCUGUGGUGCACAACCCUCCAACUGCCGAGUACUCGCUACUCAGAGCGCUGCCUAUAGACUUGAAUUUUGCGGUUUGUCUGCCCUCCACCUGUACAUAUGCUGAUGUUGCUGAACAUUGGCGGGUAGUUGCUGUUGAAGUCAACGCCACCGCCACUGUCGAACCAUUCGACUGCUCUGUCAAAGGCGACUUGAAGCCAGGAGCUCGCUUCUGGCAGGCCCUGUGUGUGUUGGCAACACUGUUUGCAUUAGUUUUCUUGAGCAGUUGGUAUGACUGGGCGGUGAACUAUCAGCCUGCCAAGAGCCGCAGAAUGCUGGUCAGCUUCUCAAUGUUCAACACCUGGCAGAAGCUAUCCGGUCGUGACAGACAGGACAGUCUGGAUAUCCUGGAUGGGUUGAGGGUCCUGGCAAUAUCCUGGAUCAUCCUGGGCCACAGGUUCGAGAUGUCACUGCAGGUCCCUAACCUUAGUCUGCUGGAUAUGGAAAGGUACACGACUGCAUGGUUCAUGUCUCCUAUCCUCAACAUGAUGUUGGGUGUGGAAGUGUUCUUCCUCAUCUCAGGUUGUUUGCUCAGUUUCCACUACCUUCGCGCACAAGAGAAAGGUCAAGGAUUCAAUAUCUUCUACUUCUACUAUAAAAGAUACGUUAGACUCACGCCUGCUCUAGUAUUUGUGAUGAUGAUGGAGGGGUGUGUCUUACUCCAUGUCUCUGACGGUCCUCUAUGGAAGCGUCUGAUCGGAAACAGGGCAUCGUCUUGUGUGGAGAACUGGUGGUUGAAUUUAUUUUACAUAAGCAACUACGUCAAUCCAUAUCAUACGUGCAUGAUCCAAAGUUGGUACUUAUCAGCUGACAUGCAGCUGUAUCUUAUCGCUCCACUAUUGCUGAUCCCCUUAGCGAGAUCAUUGGUUGGAUCGGCUGAUCGUUGGACCAACAAAGGCAUAGUGCUUAUCUGUUUCUGCUAUAUUGCUACAACCGCUGCCAGUUUCGCCAAUGCCUUCUACUUUAAACUUCCAGCAGGAGCAACAGUAUCAUUAGAUAAGAAGACCGAGCAGAAUCAUGGAUCGGAAUAUGUUGUAACCCAUGUCAGAGCUGCAUCUUGGCUCACUGGCAUGGCUUUGGGCUACGUUCUUCAUCUGAUCAAGAAGAAACAGCUCAACAUUAACUUGAGCAAUAGGAUGGCAGUGGCGCUCUGUUGGUCCGUUUCUCUAUUUCUUUGUCUAGCUGCAGUCUUCAGCAUAGUUCAGUUCCAGUCUCCCCAACACCAAUAUCACCGUGUGGUGGACAGUCUACACAUUGCGCUUCAUCGGAAUGUAUUCUCACUCGGGACAGCUGGAGUAGUACUACUCUGUGUAUUGGGGAAAGGAGGUCCUGUUCAGAGUUUCCUGGGAUGGCGAAUAUUUCGGCCUCUGGCCACUCUGUCCUACGGCGUCUACCUGAGCCACAUGGGUCUCCAAGCCUUAGGCCUUGCCAGGAUAAGGCAGCCUUUGGCCUUCGACAUGUUCACACUGUGGACAGGCUUCUUGUCGGAUGUCUUGAUUGCCAAUGUAGCAGCUUUUGUUAUAUUUUUUCUUGUUGAGUCACCAGCCUGGGAACUGGGACAGUGGCUAUAUAAACCAGGUAAAGAAGAGAAAGUUCACAAAAAUGCGCUUUGCAAUGAAUUUGUAAAUACUGCUCAAGAAAAAACUGCUCUUUAG
Molecule: messenger RNA, 2112 nt
Organism: Macrosteles quadrilineatus (aster leafhopper)
Lineage: Eukaryota; Metazoa; Arthropoda; Insecta; Hemiptera; Cicadellidae
Product: nose resistant to fluoxetine protein 6-like
Exons: 14
Coding region: 1-2112 (703 amino acids)
Molecular function (GO): acyltransferase activity, transferring groups other than amino-acyl groups
Source: RefSeq, a predicted model, not a curated record